UCAGGCUCUGGCUGUGGGGGUCGGUGCGGAUUUUCAGUCAUGAAGUCUGGACAGGGACUUCUCCCGCAGCAAUGCGGCCGACAAGCCGCUUUGUGUUUCUGGGUCAGGCUUCCAGGUAUUUCUGCAACGAGAUGCUGCUCCCCGUAGGAAUGCUCGUGCUGUCAACCACACAAAUCUAUACCAUCUUGACCGUCCAGCUCUUUGCAUUCUUAAACUUACUGCCUAAUAAAGGGGACAUUUUAGCAUAUAAUUUUGAAAAUGUGACUCAGACAUUUGCUGAUCUCCCAGUGAGAUUUGGUUAUAGACUUCCAGCUGUAGGUUUAAAGGGUUUUUUGAUUAACGCCAAACCAGAGAAUGCCUGUGAACCCAUAGUGCCUCCACCAAUAAAAGACAAUUCAUCUGGCACUUUCGUCGUGUUAAUUAGAAGACUUGAUUGUAAUUUUGAUACGAAGGUUUUAAAUCCGCAGAGAGCAGGAUACAAAGCAGCCAUAGUUCUUAAUGUUGAUUCUGACAACCUCAUUAGUAUGGGAUCCAACGACAUUGAUGUGCUGAAGAAAAUUGACAUUGCAUCUGCCUUUAUUGGGGAAUCAUCAGCCAAUUCCCUGAAAGAUGAAUUCACAUAUGAAAAAGGGGGCUUCCAUUAUUUUAGUUCCAGAAUUUAGUCUUCACCUGGAAUACUACGUAAUUCCCUUCCUUAUCAUAGUGGGCAUCUGUCUCACCUUGAUAGUCAUUUUCAUGAUCACAGAAUUUGUCCAGGAUAGACAUAG
Molecule: messenger RNA, 767 nt
Organism: Manis pentadactyla (Chinese pangolin)
Lineage: Eukaryota; Metazoa; Chordata; Mammalia; Pholidota; Manidae
Product: E3 ubiquitin-protein ligase RNF13-like
Exons: 1
Coding region: 72-662 (196 amino acids)
Source: RefSeq, a predicted model, not a curated record